Paramecium tetraurelia is the source of this 783-nucleotide messenger RNA. RefSeq lists its product as uncharacterized. The record is from RefSeq and is a predicted model, not a curated record. The transcript has a single exon. Lineage: Eukaryota; Ciliophora; Oligohymenophorea; Peniculida; Parameciidae.
AUGUAAUUAAAAUAGAAUCCAAAUCAAAACCAUCUACAAUAUCAUACGAGAAACCAUUCUUUAAAUAAAUCAUACUCAUCCAAAUAGCCUUCUCCAAAUCUACCAUUAUUACUCAGAUAAUAAACAACAUUUCCAGACUAGAAAAUUCACAAUCAAAAUGAAUCUAGUUAUGCGAACUAGAAUAUAGAAAUUUUGGGGGACUUUAUAUUGCCAUCCUCUAAAUUUACAAAAUAGUAGAAUAUGAUUUUGGCAGAUGAACUCACAGAAAAAAUCUCAUCGUUACGCAAUAAUAAAAAUUUAAAUAUUAUUAAAUAAAUGGUAAGAACAAGAGUAAAAACUUAACAUAGUGAUUUAGAAAAUUCUAUGAUCUCAUCCCAAAGGUUGAUCACAGAUCCAGGUAUAGUUCUUCCAAAAAAGCUGUAAAACAAUUAAUUCCUCAUUGAUAAAGAGUUAGUUUUUGAGGAUGGAGUCAAAUAUCCUUAUAGAUUAUAUAUGAUGAAUGUAAGGAGAAAAAACUUGAUAUCUUAAUUACUUACUAAUACAAAUAUAAAUUCUGUGUCAAAGGAUUGCUAUAACGAUUCUAAAAACAAAGAUUUAGCAGAAAGAUUGGUCGCUUAAAUUAAGAAUUCAUAAUAAUAAAAAUCUAAGAAUGCAUUAAGAUCAAAGAGUUAUAUGAACAAUGCCUUUUAUUCUUUAUUGGCUUUAAACAAGAAUUCCUAGUAAGCUGUUAAAUUAAAAUAUCGAUAAAAUUUACCAAAAGAUUCGAGGUUUUAUUUAAUAUGA